Siniperca chuatsi (mandarin fish) is the source of this 7256-nucleotide messenger RNA. RefSeq names its product proprotein convertase subtilisin/kexin type 5b (gene pcsk5b). Lineage: Eukaryota; Metazoa; Chordata; Actinopteri; Centrarchiformes; Sinipercidae. Bases 468 to 6137 code for a protein of 1889 amino acids. Gene Ontology annotation, cellular component: trans-Golgi network; Golgi membrane. Gene Ontology annotation, biological process: peptide hormone processing. The transcript is spliced from 37 exons. The record is from RefSeq and is a predicted model, not a curated record. Gene Ontology annotation, molecular function: serine-type endopeptidase activity.
UUUGUGGGGAGGCGCUGUAGCCAUUUCGCCACAUGAAAGCCCGAUGAGCUGAACAACCAACAUCCGAGUUGUUCGUGGACAAGAGAAAUCAGCUUUGAGGAGCUCCGCGCGCACACAGACGUACACGAACUGGCGCGCAAAGACGCACGGCGCACAGACACGUACACUUCCCCCUCCUCCGCGUUGGAAAAAAGAGAGAGAGGAACAGAGAGAGGGCACACGUAACGCAAACUUCCAACUUCCAUGUGGAAAGCAGAGGUUUGAGGAUAGGGUAUAUUUUUUCCUCUUCGGGGCUCCGUUCCUUCCCCCCUCUCUCCCUCUCUUUCUCUCUCUCUCUCUCAGUGUUUUUGCCCGGAUAGUUGUGUUCUAUGAGAGUCUUGCUCGGCGAGAAGAGAAGUUUGGUUGUUUGCCUGGUCGGCUGAGGAGGAGGAGGAGGAGGAGAAGAGUCGGGUUAAAAGUGGAGGAAGAUGGUCCGCAACGCCGCUUGGAGAAGAAGCUUGCUGUGCGUCUUGGCGCUCAGUCUCAGCUUUGCGUCCCCGCCGUGCAAAGCUCGGAUUUACACCAACCACUGGGCAGUCCGGAUAGCCGGUGGACCCGAGGUGGCCGAGCGGAUAGCGGACAAAUAUGGCUAUAGGAACAUGGGACAGAUUGGGGAUCUCAAAGACCACUAUCACUUCUUCCAUAGCCGGACCAUCAAGAGGUCGACUUUGUCUAGCCGUGGUCGCCAUAGUUUCAUCUCCAUGGAGCCCAAGGUGGAGUGGAUACAGCAGCAGGUGGUGAAGAGGAGGAUCAAGAGGGAUUACAAGCCAGUCCUGCCCCUUUCUCUGGCAAGCCCCACCCAUAGUAACCCAGCCCAGAACAACAUAUUCUAUAAUGAUGCCAAGUGGAGCAGUAUGUGGUACAUUCAUUGUAACGAUGACGUCCAUAACUGCCAAUCGGACAUGAACAUCAUGGGGGCGUGGAAGAGGGGCUACACGGGUAAAGACGUGGUGGUGACCAUACUAGAUGACGGCAUCGAGAGGAACCACCCAGACCUCUUUCAGAACUACGACCCUCAAGCCAGCUUUGAUGUCAAUGGCAACGAUAUGGAUCCCAUGCCUCGAUAUGACGCAACCAAUGAGAACAAACACGGGACGCGGUGUGCGGGCGAAGUUGCUGCAGCCGCAAACAACUCCCACUGCAUUGUGGGAAUUGCCUACAAUGCCAGAAUAGGAGGUGUGCGAAUGCUGGAUGGAGAUGUAACAGAUAUGGUGGAGGCCAAGUCUCUGAGCCUCCAGCCGCAGCACAUUGACAUCUACAGCGCCAGCUGGGGACCUGAUGAUGAUGGAAAGACCGUGGACGGACCAGCAUCUCUGGCCAGGCAGGCCUUCGAGAAUGGCAUCCGCAUGGGGAGGAAGGGCCGAGGCUCCAUCUUUGUGUGGGCUUCAGGCAACGGCGGGCGAAGCAGAGACCACUGCUCCUGCGACGGCUACACCAACUCCAUCUACACCAUCUCCAUCUCCAGCACAGCUGAGAGCGGACGCAAGCCAUGGUACCUGGAGGAAUGCUCGUCCACACUGACCACCACCUACAGCAGCGGGGAGAACUACGACCGAAAGAUUAUCACAACAGACCUGCGACAUCGGUGUACAGACAGUCACACAGGGACAUCGGCCUCGGCUCCCAUGGCUGCUGCCAUUAUUGCUCUGGCCCUGGAGGCAAAUCCUCUUCUUACAUGGAGAGAUGUUCAGCACAUCAUUGUAAAGACUUCUAGAGCCGGACAUCUCAGCGCCCCUGACUGGAAGACCAAUGCUGCUGGUUACAAUGUCAGCCACCUGUACGGCUUUGGUCUGAUGGACGCUGAGGCGAUGGUGAAGGAGGCGGAGCGAUGGAAGCAAGUCCCUACUCAGCAUGUCUGUGUGGAAAGCGCAGACCGACAAAUCAGAACUAUCCGUCCAGAGCAUGUGGUUCGGUCGGUGUACAAGGCGACAGGAUGCACUGACAACCCCAACCAUCAUGUGAUCUACCUGGAGCAUGUGGUCGUACGUAUCACAAUCACACAUCCUCGCCGUGGGGACCUGUCAAUCAACCUGACUUCACCCUCAGGGACCAAGUCUCAGCUGCUUGCCAACAGGUUGUUUGAUCACUCUAUGGAGGGUUUUAAGAACUGGGAGUUUAUGACCACCCACUGCUGGGGAGAGAAGGCAGCAGGCGAUUGGGUCCUAGAGAUCUAUGAUUCACCUUCUCAACUCCGCAGCCAGAAAGUACCCGGCAAGCUGAAGGAGUGGUCACUGGUGCUGUAUGGCACCUCUGUGCACCCGUAUUCGUCUCUGCGCAGCGAUAAGCCCCGCUCCACAGACAUGCUGACGCCCACCGAUGAGGAGUUCACAGAGGAGUACAACGGCCCCUGUGACUCUGAAUGCAAUGAGAAUGGCUGUGAAGGUCCUGGACCCCAUCACUGCAUCAACUGCCUCCACUACUUCCUCAAGUUCAAGAACAACACCAGGAUGUGUGUGUCGGAGUGCCCCAGUGGCUUUUUCCGUGACGAUAGGAAGCGUUGCAAGAAGUGCUCCUCGUUGUGUGAGACCUGCGUUGGUAGCCGUAGCGACCAGUGCACCACAUGCAGGACUGGUUUCCACCUCAACGAGGGCUCCAACACGUGUGGCGCCAACUGUGGCGACGGCUUCUACCUUGACCAUGAUUCCAACAUUUGCAGGAGAUGUCCAGAGAACUGUAAGAAGUGCACCACCUCCAAUAUCUGCACAGAAUGUAAACCUGGGACGAGUCUUCAAGCAAACAAGUGUCAGAUGACCUGUGACCCAGGGACUUAUUACAAUGGCCACAAAAGGACUUGUGAGCCCUGUCAUCGGGCCUGUGCCACCUGCGCAGGCACAGGUAUAGAGGCAUGCACUAAGUGUGCAGACGGCUAUUUACUUGAGGACUGGCGGUGUGUGGCAACAUGCAGCACUGGCUACUACCUGUCAGAGCAGACCUCAGACAUCGGGCAGGUGCAAAGGUCCUGUAAGAAGUGUGACCAUAGCUGCUACGAGUGCUUGGGGCCUGGUGAAAGAAACUGCAGCAGCUGUGCCAGUGGUUACAAUCUGGAGGCAGGAGCCUGUGUGGUCAGCACCAUCUGCAGAGAUGGAGAGUACUUGAGUGGACAUGGAAAGUGCCACCUGUGUGAUGCUACCUGUCUGCAGUGCAUGGGUCCGGAGAGAGAGGACUGCACGAGCUGCCCUCCAACAAGGUUCUUUGAUGAUGGACGCUGCGACAUUCGCUGUCAGAAGGGGCGUUAUGCCAUGGGGAGGCAGUGCCAUCUCUGUCACCACACCUGCCACGAGUGCACUGAUGAGGGACCUGACAACUGCACCAGCUGUGACAGAGAUAAGUUUGAGGUGGUCAGAUACCUCUUUCAGAAUCAGUGUAGGGAGGUCUGUCCAGAGGGGUUCUUCCACUCUGCAAGAAGACGGUGUGAACCCUGUCCUGUCGACUGCAUCAUCUGUACAGCAGCAGAUCACUGCCUCCACUGCAGUCCAGGACACAAGCUCAGAAAUGGCCAGUGUGUCCCAUUGGAGUGCAGUGCAGGUGAGGUUACAGAUGCAGAGAAUGAGGAGUGUCUCCCCUGUGAUGAGGGCUGCAAGCAAUGUGAACGCAAGGAUUCAGGAGAACAGGCGCGGGGAACUGUUUGCCUCAAAUGUGAAGAUGGUUACUACCAGUUAGGCACAGACUGUCAUAAGUCCUGUCCAGAUCAGACCUACAGUGUGGAUGACAACAUGGUGUGUGCUCCGUGUGAAGACAAACUAUGUGAAAUCUGUGACCAGUCCCAGUGCUACUGGUGUAAAGAUGGAUUCUAUGUCUUUGAGGGAGAGUGUGUGGAUCACUGUAAGGAAGGUUUCUUUGUGGAUGAGGAGAGCCAGGACUGUGAGCCUUGUCACCGCGCCUGUCACACCUGCGGAGGGCCACGAUAUGACGACUGUGACUCCUGCAAGGACGGAUUCACGCUGAAGAACGGGGAGUGUUUAGAGGGCAGACAGUUUGCUUCCUGCCCUGACAAACAUUUCAGAAACAGUAAGGGCGAAUGUGAGCUGUGCUACUCCUCCUGUAAGACUUGUUCUGCUGCAGGGAGGGAGGACUGCAGCAGCUGCUACUCAGGUCAUUUUUUGACUGCUCGACAGACCUGCAUGUCUCGUUGUCCAUCUGGUACGUUUGCCAACAAGGCGUCCAGCCAGUGUGAAGACUGCUCGGAAGGUUGUCUCAUGUGUCAGGACAACCAGCAGUGCCAGCGCUGUCGCAGUAGGCUUUACCUGCACAGUGGCGUGUGUGUGGCAGAGUGUCAGAGAGGGUUUCCUAAAGGUGGUGUAUGCCAGCCGUGUGCCUCAGAGUGUACAUCCUGCCAGGGAAAUUCCUCUUUCUGUCUGAGCUGUGAGAGACCGCACUUGCUGCUGGACCACUCCUGCAGGUCACACUGUCUAGAGGGCUAUUAUGCCACCAAGACAGAAUGCCUUCACUGUCCAGCUCACUGUAGAGAGUGCAAUCAAGAUGGCCUGUGUAAGAAGUGUGCCCAGUAUUACUUCCUCCAUGCUGGUAAGUGUGUGGAUGAUUGUCCUGAUGGCUACUUUGCCAGCGAGAAGCAACAGGAGUGUGUACGUUGCCAUACUGAUUGUGCCUCAUGUGAUGGACCGGGCUUUGAUGACUGUCAUGUGUGUCGCAACCCGAAAGCUGUCCGUUACAACGGAGAGUGUCUGCCUCAGUGUCCCUCCAACGCUUACUAUGAUGAAACUACCAAUGAAUGUAGAGAUUGUGACAGGUCAUGUCUGACCUGCUCAGGCCAUGAGCCCUCAUCCUGCCUCAGCUGCGAUACCAACAGGCGUAAAGAUGCCAGCGGACACUGUGUGUGGUUCAGUCAGUGCUCUCUGCGCUUAUACAUGGACCAGAAUGGGGAGUGCCAACAGUGUCACAAACUCUGCCAUCGCUGUUCUGGGCCAGGCAAAGACCACUGCCUCAGCUGCAACGAGCCACACUUCCUACUGAACAGCACAUGCGUGCAGGAGUGUCCUGUGGGUUACUAUGCCGAGGACACAGACGAGCGUGUGUGUGAGCGCUGUCACUUCAGCUGUAAGUCGUGUGCUGGUCGUCACAGUGUGCAGUGUGUCACCUGUAAACCUGGAUUCUUCAAGCAGGGAAGCAGCUGCGUUGAAAUCUGUUCAGAGAGUCACUUUGGCAACACCACUGCCAUGGUUUGCGAGCGAUGUGACCCCUCCUGUAGCCAGUGUUGGGGUCAUGGUAACAGAAACUGUCUGAGCUGUCGGGAGGACUACGUCUACCUGAGGCAGUGGGGGCAGUGCCUGCAGAGCUGCCCUCCAAGCUACUACCAAGACAGCUGGUCCAAGACCUGUCACAAGUGUCACCCCACCUGCAAGACUUGCAGUGAUAAAGGCGCUCUGGCCUGUCAGUCCUGUUAUGAAGGCUACAAUUUUAUGGGUGGCAUCUGUAACUCCCAGUGUCUCCUAAGCUUCUACGCUGCUUCACAGGGCUCUGAGUCCGACAGCGAUGAGCCCAACUGCAAGGCGUGUGACCCGUCCUGCAUUGACUGCCGAGGUCCCAGCAUGUGGAACUGCACAGUGUGCCCCACAUUCCAGAUCCUGUCUGAUGAUGGCCGCUGCUUGUCCUGCUGUGGAAAUGAGACACGCCACGAUGAUAAACCAUUACCGAGGGAGUGCUGUGACUGCAAGGCCUCACAAGAGGAGUGCAUCCUGGGUGUCAACUUUGUGAUGAGGGAAGCUGAGGAUUUAGAGACUCAAGGCAGCACCGUCAAACUCUUUGUCACUGCCUGUGUUCUACUUAUCCUCUCUGUGGGCGGAGGGGUCUUCCUCUUCCUCAAUGCUCGAUCUAAAUCACUUGCCAUCGCACCCAAAACCAAAGCUGGAGGCUAUGAGAAACUGGACACCAGUCGAAGUACUGCCUCACAACCCACCAACUCUUCAUUUGGGGAGUACAGCGACCGAAUCAUUGAAUGUGAGGAUGAUGAGGAAGACGAUGAUGAUGAUAUUGUGUACAUGGGACAAGAUGGGACGGUGUAUCGUAAGUUCAAGUAUGGACUCUUGGAUGAAGAUGAGAUUGAGCUAGAGUACGAUGAUGAGAGCUACUCGUACAGAUGAAAAGAAAGCACAAAAGACCUAACUGGGAAGAAGUAGCUCUUCCUUACAUAUCAUUGCAGUCUAAACAUGUUGUGGAAUUUGUUUCUCGUUUGGAAAGUGUUUGUCAUGUUUGUCUUAAAAACAACAGUAGGUUGGAUUCACAGCACACAGUUACAUUUUCUGAUCAUAUUUGCACUGUUUUUUUCCUAUCUAUCCAAUAAACUAUGAUUAUUUUUUCUCUUGUCAAGGGACAUUUUUGAUCAUGUCAAACUUGUUAACCUUCAUGGCCGUGUUUGGCUGCAACAAAAGGGGACCUUAGAGAGUUAAAUGUUCUUAAACUAUUUUUUCCCCUAGCUUUAAGGCUGAAAAAAGUGGUAUCACAACUCACAUACACGUGGUAUAUUCAGGUACAUAUUUGACAUACAUACAAAUCUGAAAACAAAACUAUCAGUUUGCACAGCACUGAGAAGAUCUGGUCCAAUAAAUAUACAAUUAAAUAAAUUACUAGUGCCAGUGUAAAGUUAGUCUGCUUAGGUCAUUAAAUUCAGUUUGAUUAUUAAGUCAUUGCAAAUGUCAUCCGAGACGUUAGAUAUGGCUGCUGGGUUAAAGCACUUAUUAAUCACUGUUGUAAUAUUACUGUCAGUACUCGCUGUGUUAUACUGUGGCUUUGUUUAAUUUGUAAACUGGACUGUGUAUCGCACUGCAGGAGUCACCUCAAAAUUCAAAGUAAAAAUGUACAUUGAAGCACAAUCUGAUCUGUAACGCUGUGUGGUACUGUUUGGAUUUUUUCAGGUUAGUUUACACAGAGAGGAAAAUCUUUUCUCAGGGGUUUCCUCUUGUUUAGGCCACAGUGAAAUGCUGGCAUCUGCAUGUCUGUGCACUUGUCCAGAUUUCUUCUUGAAACACGGCAGAAAGUUUCAGGAGAAGUGAUUUAUCAAGACUUUUAUACUCUAAUGUUUUGACUUCACGGUUGUGCAUCUGGCUCAUAUUGCUGACUCCCUGAGAUAAUAACAGGUCUGCGAUGCGACCCACUUACCGAAAAGUGUGAAGAGUAAAUAAUUAGGAUUUUUCUCUGUACUUUGUUGAGGUGAAAUGUGCUGUGAAUGAUUGUUUCAUAAUAAAGUUGGAUUUUGAGUUGGA